Messenger RNA from Parus major (Great Tit), 571 nucleotides. It is a transcript of the gene RFXANK, whose product is annotated as regulatory factor X associated ankyrin containing protein. Gene Ontology annotation, cellular component: nucleus. Gene Ontology annotation, molecular function: protein binding. The record is from RefSeq and is a predicted model, not a curated record. NCBI's taxonomy places the organism in Eukaryota, Metazoa, Chordata, Aves, Passeriformes, Paridae. The transcript is spliced from 5 exons. Bases 23 to 571 code for a protein of 182 amino acids. Gene Ontology annotation, biological process: regulation of transcription by RNA polymerase II.
UUGCAGGGAAUUGCUUUUCCUGAUGGAUUUGUCUCUUCCAGCGCUGUCCAUCCACCAGCUGGCUGCCCAAGGGGAGCUCAUCCAGCUGAAGGAGCACCUGAGGAAAGGUGAGAAUUUGGUGAACAAACCCGACGAGAGAGGCUUCACCCCCCUGAUCUGGGCUGCAGCUUUCGGGGAGAUCGAGACCGUCCGGCACCUCCUGGAAUGGGGCGCUGACCCUCACGCGCUGGCCAAGGAGAGGGAGAGCGCGCUGGCCCUGGCCAGCAUGGGCGGCUACACCGACAUUGUCACCAUGCUGCUGGACAGGGACGUGGACAUCAACACCUACGACUGGGUGAGGACACCUGCGCCACNAGCCGAGACCCUGCGGAAUUCCUCGGCUGCUCCCAUGGAUUCCCAGAGCAGCAGCGAGCCCCCGGCCCUGGAUGGUUUCCCCCUGAAACAUUCCAACACCUUGACCAACAGACAGCGAGGCAACGAGGUGUCAGCUCUGCCAGCCACGCUGGACAUCCAGCAGGUGAUGGAGAACCACAUCCUGAAGCUGUUCCAGAACAAGAAGAGGAAGAAGUGA